Messenger RNA from Daldinia caldariorum, 2703 nucleotides. RefSeq lists its product as uncharacterized. The record is from RefSeq and is a predicted model, not a curated record. Bases 279 to 2480 code for a protein of 733 amino acids. NCBI's taxonomy places the organism in Eukaryota, Fungi, Ascomycota, Sordariomycetes, Xylariales, Hypoxylaceae. Gene Ontology annotation, cellular component: nucleus. Gene Ontology annotation, molecular function: DNA-binding transcription factor activity, RNA polymerase II-specific; zinc ion binding; DNA binding. The transcript has 6 exons. Gene Ontology annotation, biological process: DNA-templated transcription; regulation of DNA-templated transcription.
ACGAAGCCGGAGAGGAUACACGCUAGUAUUUCCUAUUGGAUAUCCCCGCAAGGAAUCUUCGAUCCCCGCGCAAGAAACCCUGAGGUAUCAUCUUAUUUAAUUUGAUGGGGACCCCCGACUUGGCCCAUCGUGUGGUUGCAGCAGAGUGGGAAUGCAUUGCGUCUUGCUUACGGUACUCGGCUUUGUCGGUCUGUCUUACUGGUGAUUGGCUAUAUUAGAUGGUAUCCAAUGACCGAGUAUAGAAAGAAAAGCCUUGGCUGCAAGAUCCGUUGCCACCAAUGACCGAGGCUCUGCGGCCUCUGCGACCUUUACAGGCACAGAUUUCUGGCGAUUCUAGCAAUCCUCGGAGUCCGCAGCAAGCCGGGUCAGCCCCAGCACUUACACCCGUAUCUAUACCUGAUCCGUUGACGAGACGGGUAAUUUGUUCCCAAUGCAGGAUAAGAAAGGUGCGAUGCGAUGGCAGGCCAGACAUCUGUCAGAACUGUGAUCGGCUUGGCUUCGAGUGCUCGUUUCAGCAAGCGCCCGGCAAGUCGCCCGGCCAGUAUUUUGUGAAGCUACCGGAGAGGCGGCGGCGUAUGCAAGCGUGCAUCCCGUGCCACUCCAAGAAAACCCGGUGUCUCGGUGAGCUACCGAGCUGCUCUAGCUGCGUCCGCAGAAAUCGGGUUUGCACCUACCCCCGCACCAGGAGAAACGGGACUUCGGCUCAUGGCCACGAUGUUGUGGAGGGCUCCAGGGUCGACGGUAAACAGGCGAAUACAUCGCCCGGUCAAGAUAUUGGGAUGGUAGGCCAGGCGGAAGGGUCCGCCAUAGAUCAUGAGACGACGCUGAGCUUGCUGGAAGAUUACUUCCAGCACCUCUAUCCACUACCGUCAUUCGCUUUCUUCCACAAGGCGACAGUUAUACAGAGGUGCAAAGACCAGACCAUGAACGAAACUCUUAAGCUGUCAAUAUGCGCCAUUACGGCGUUGCAGCUACAGCGCACAUCGCUCUGUCAUGACCUUUGGAUCCAACAGGCCGAGCAGUCGAUCCUGCAACAAAUAGGACGAGCCUCUAUAUUCCAUCUUCAAGCACUUCUCCUUGUAAUUCGGUAUAAGAUAGAAAGCGGGGAGUUCCCAACAGCGUUUAUGUUAGCCGCGCUGGCAGCUCGCACGGCGCUGGCCUUGCGUCUAAAUUACGAGCGCCCCGAGCUGUCCGACGUUGCCCAGGAAGUUCGCAGACGGCUUUUCUGGGCGCUGUAUCUGCUCGACGAUUUCUUCUGCGUAGGGCUUAGGGAAUUCGAAUUAUGUCCCGAAGAGACAAUUCACCUCCAACUACCCUGCGACGAGGACUACUUCGAAAUGGGCCGGUUCGUACAUACCGGCUUGCUCCGACCCGGGCCCUCGGAGGUCUUGACAACGGUCGGUUUGCGCGGCGUAUAUCUCCGUUUGACGUCCGUUCGACGGGCAGUUAUGAGGUUUAACCGACGAGUCGGUCUAGGCGAGGAAUUAUCCUCUACAAUAGGCGGAAGCAUCCGACACUUCGAAGAAGAACUACGGUCUCUCCAAGUGUCUCUCCGGCCAGCCGACCAAUACUCGGUAUCCAAUAUGCAAUCCAGCAAAUGGCCAGCGCAGUUCGUCAUGCUGCACAUGUCCUGGCACCAAUGCCAUUGCGACCUAUACCGCCUCGGCCUAGACGGCUAUAGCGAGGCUGCUCCGUCGCCCGUCCUCGCGGCGCUGCACCCGCGCGACCGCGUGGCCAUGCAGUUCAAGUGCCUGGAGCACGCCGAGAGCAUCAUCCGCAUCGUCUCCGACUUCUCCAACUACGAGGACGCGAGAGAAUGCCUCCUCGAGCGCGACGCCGCCGUCUGCGCCUUCGAAAGCGCCCGCCUGGUCAUGUUCGGCUCCCGCAUACAAGGCGCCGUGUCAACCCUCGACGUCGCGAUAAAUAAGGCAAAACUAUCUCUUGGCCUUAUCACGCGGUUCUUCCCCCAUUCUGCGUCAACGCAGCCGCUACGAAAGGACUUGGAGCGGCUAAUAGCCAGCUACUCGGUGCGUCUCGCCCUCCAAACGCAAGAAACCUUCACCGAGCCCGAGCAGCCGCCUUCCACCCGCCUGUCCACCAAGGUCUCCCAGUACGCGAGUUCGCGCCAGCGGCUCUCCGUCCAAAGCCUCCUGCUGCAAUCGGAUUUCGUCGACGACAGCCACGAGAUCGCGGGCCCGACGCCUCCCGCCGACACAUACACGCACGCCCUGCCUGACUUGCUGCAACCUUCCGCCCAGUCGCCUUCACCGCACGGAUACGGCCCCAGCAGCGACAGGACGAGCGCAGCCGCGUCCAAACCCCAGCAGUGGAGCCCCGCGGGGAACGGCCAGCUGCCGUCUCCGGGCCUGUCUCUCGACGCGGGGCAGGAAGACGCGGGGCUUAUCUUCAACCCGUGGAUGGGGUUCACCGGCACAGAGGAUAUGUCGGGUCGGACGCCGGUGCUUGACCACGAAUUUUAGUUAGGAGGCGCGCACGCAUUGAUUUCGGCGAUGACGAGUGGCAGCAAUAUAUUGACGGGCACAGAAUGAGACGGUAUCCUCAGAUCACUGCGAGAGCUGGAGGGGCAGGGGAUCUAGUAUUAGGUCUCGUCCGAGAACGACAGUAUGGUACAUCUUCCCUUGGGCAAGAUUUACGCAUAUCAAGGACAACAACAAUAAUAAUACAAAGUUACUGUCAUCCUUA